Messenger RNA from Racocetra persica, 152 nucleotides. Lineage: Eukaryota; Fungi; Glomeromycota; Glomeromycetes; Diversisporales; Gigasporaceae. The record is from the annotation of a GenBank genome assembly.
AUGUUAUUCCACGUGUACGAUAUUCUUGAAAUCGAACCUCUAGAAUAUAAUGAAGAAAUAAUUAAUUUUAUUUCCUCUAAUAAUAACAACUCACAACAUUCAAACCAAAAUGAUAUUCAAUUCGAUGAUCUAUCUCAUCCAGAAAUGUCUUC